AUGGAUACGGUGACUGAAGCGCGUCUUGCCAUUGCUAUCGCCCAGGAGGGCGGUAUCGGUAUCGUGCAUAAGAAUUUGACGGUGGAAGCUCAGGCGCGUGAAGUACGGGCGGUCAAGAAAUUUGAGUCGGGGAUCAUACGUGACCCCAUCACCAUCGAUCCGGAUGCCACCAUCCAGACGCUGUAUCAAACAACGCUGGAAAACGGAAUUUCCGGGGUGCCGGUGGUUAGAGGCAAUCAGUUGCUGGGAAUUGUAACCAGCCGUGAUUUACGCUUUGAGAAUCGUCAGAACGCUCACGUCGUAGAUGUGAUGACACCCAAAGAGCGUCUGAUUACCGCGCUGGAAGGCACCAGUUUUGCUGAAAUCACCAAACUGCUGCACGAUCACCGUAUCGAAAAAGUGCUGUUGGUUAAUGAAGCCUUUGAGUUAACCGGCAUGGUCACGGUAAAAGACAUCGCCAAAGCCCAGGCCUAUCCCAUGGCCUGUAAAGAUAGUCUUGGCGCCUUGCGCGUCGGCGCCAGUGUGGGCACCAGCGGAGAAACUGAUGAACGUGUUGCGGCGCUGGUCGAGGCGGGUGUGGAUAUUGUUGUUGUCGAUACGGCCCACGGUCACUCUAAAGGCGUGCUGGAUCGAAUCGCCUGGAUCAAACAGACUUAUCCUGAUUUACAGGUGAUCGGCGGCAACGUGGCGACCUAUGACGGUGCCAAAGCGUUGAUCGAUGCUGGAGUUGAUGCGGUUAAAGUGGGCAUUGGUCCGGGAUCCAUCUGUACCACCAGAAUAGUCUCAGGUAUUGGCGUACCACAAAUUACUGCAGUGGCAGAAGCGGCCCGUGCUGCUGAUGUGGAAGGCGUGCCGAUAAUUGCUGACGGUGGUAUUCGCUAUUCCGGCGACAUAGCCAAGGCCCUGGUUGCCGGCGCCAGUGGUGUGAUGGUCGGUAGUCUGCUGGCAGGCACGGAUGAAGCGCCGGGUGAAGUGGAGCUGUAUCAGGGUCGUACCUACAAAUCUUAUCGUGGCAUGGGCUCUCUGGGCGCAAUGUCACAAAGCAAUGGGUCCAGUGAUCGCUACUUCCAGGAAGUCGAGGGUGAUGGCCGCAAGCUGGUGCCGGAAGGUGUUGAAGGACGCGUGGCUUACCGCGGUCCGGUAGGACCUAUCGUGCAUCAGUUGAUGGGCGGUGUUCGUGCUGCCAUGGGUUACACCGGCAGUAAAGACAUAGAGACCAUGCGGACGACGCCGGAAUUUGUGCGCAUCAGCGGUGCCAGCAUGGCUGAAUCUCAUGUGCACGAUGUUGCGAUCACCAAAGAAGAGUUCGCGCCCCAAGGCGUCAUUCUGUCUGGUGGCCCGGAAACCGUCACCGUUGGCGAAACACCACGGCUGGCCGAAGCUAUCCUUGACCUGGGAGUACCUGUGCUGGGGAUCUGUUAUGGCAUGCAGACUCUGGCGGAACAGCUUGGCGGACGUGUGCAGGCUUCAGCCAAGCGCGAGUUUGGCCAUGCCAAGAUUACCGCUGAACGGCCAAGCGCUCUGGUGGGCGCGUUAGGCGCGACACAGAUGAGUGGCGCGGAUGUGUGGAUGAGUCACGGUGAUAAAGUCAUUGAGGUACCGCCGGGCUUUGUUGUGACCGCAAGCACAUCCAGUGCCCCCAUUGCAGCCAUGGAAGACAGCGAACGGCAUAUUUACGGUGUGCAGUUCCACCCCGAGGUAACCCACACCGCUAACGGUAAUGCUCUGCUGUCCGUUUUUGCGCUGGAGAUCUGUGGUUGUAAAGGCGACUGGACUGCGGAGAACAUCAUUGAAGAUGCCAUAGCUCAGGUGCGCCAGCAGGUCGGUGAUGAUGAAGUUGUCCUUGGCCUUUCCGGUGGCGUAGAUUCCAGUGUAGUUGCUGCCUUGCUGGCGCGCGCCAUCGGCGAUCAAUUAACCUGCGUGUUUGUUGAUAAUGGUUUGUUGCGCCUGGAUGAGCGUGAUGAAGUGGAAAAGGCAUUUGGUAAAGAGAGUGGUAUAGGUAAUGCACUGCCGCUGAAAAUCAAAACCGUUGAUGCAACCCAGGAAUUUUACGCCAAGCUUGCUGGUCUGGAAGAUCCCGAAGACAAACGCAAAGCUAUUGGUAACACCUUUAUCGAUGUUUUUGAGCGCGAAGCCAAAGCGCUGCCCGCUGUGAAGUGGCUCGCACAGGGGACAAUCUAUCCGGAUGUGAUCGAGUCAGCAGCUUCAAAACAUGGCAACGCACACGUAAUUAAAUCUCACCACAAUGUCGGUGGGUUACCCGAGCGUAUGGCGUUAGGUCUGGUUGAACCAUUACGUGAACUGUUUAAAGACGAAGUCAGACAAAUCGGACUGGUGCUCGGAUUACCGAAAUCUCUGGUCUUCCGGCAUCCGUUCCCGGGGCCAGGCUUGGGCGUUCGGAUUCUGGGUGAGGUGAAGCCGCAGUACGCUGAUGUGCUGCGACGGGCGGAUGCUAUUUUUAUUGAAGAAUUGCGUGAGGCCAGUUUGUAUGACGCUGUUUCCCAGGCCUUUGCUGUCUACCUGCCGGUUAAGUCUGUCGGCGUAGUCGGCGAUGCACGACGCUAUGAGCAUGUGAUUGCGCUGCGGGCCGUUGAAACCAUAGAUUUUAUGACAGCGCGCAGCGCACGCUUGCCUUACGACUUUAUCGAACGUGUUGCCAAUCGGAUCAUUAACGAAAUCGCCGAGAUUUCUCGUGUGGUUUACGAUGUGUCAAGCAAGCCACCCGCAACCAUAGCCAUCUAUCACAGUGCAGACAGCGUCUGUAUCUGGGUCUUCUCAAGUCGACAGGCGCGCAACUGCUUUGUAGAUGAAACCCAGGGUAUGUCAAAAGCGGAGCGUGAGGCUGCCGGCCUGGCGCCUGAUCUUGCGCGUGAUGAGUAUUGGAUGCAGCAGGCCCUGCAGCAGGCACAACUCGCUCAGGAACAGCAGGAAGUGCCUGUUGGUGCCGUGGUUGUGGUGGACGAUGAACUGGUCAGUAGUGGCUACAACCAGACGAUUUUGUCCUGUGAUCCCAGCGCCCACGCAGAGGUUGUUGCUUUGCGCGCUGCUGCCAGAGCUCUGCAUAAUCACCGGCUGCCUCAGGUGACCCUUUACGUGACGUUAGAGCCCUGCAUGAUGUGCGCGGGCGCACUGGUUCAGGCGCGCUUUGUGCAUGUCCUUCUGCUCGAAGCUGCGUUGGAUGAUAGCGAACAGCACCAGGUUGACCAGCUGCUGCGCUAUGGGCCGCAACAGGGAUUGCCUGAACCAGCUGGUUUGCGCGCGCUUACCGUCGUGCCGCGAACUGGAACAAUUUCUCCCUGGUCCAGCAAAGCGACAGAUAUCUUUGCGCUCUGUGGUUUAAGUAAUGUUAUUCGGGUUGAACGCGGUGUGCGCUGGUUUGUGAAAUCCGCCGAGGAAGCAGUUGAGCUUGAGCUUGCGCACUUGCACGAUCGCAUGACCCAGACAGUGCUGUAUGAAGAAAACUUCCAGGCGGUGUUUCAGCAUCAGCCGCCUGCGCCCGUGGAAUACAUUAAUCUGUUGGCUGAGGGGCGUGAGGCUUUAGUCAUGGCCAAUCAGACGUUGGGUCUGGCGUUAUCAGAUGAUGAAAUCGAUUAUCUGGACCAGGCUUACAGCGCCGCAGAGCGCAAUCCCACCGAUGCGGAAUUGAUGAUGUUUGCACAGGCGAACAGUGAACACUGUCGGCAUAAAAUAUUUAACGCGCAAUGGCAUGUGGAUGGCGAGCUUCAGCCCAAGUCGUUAUUUGCCAUGAUCAAAAAUACCUAUCAGAAGACCAAUGGGCGCGGGGUUCUGAGCGCUUAUUCCGACAACGCAGCGGUGAUACAGGGUAGUGAAGAAGCGCGAUUUUCGCCUUCGCCUGUUGACCAUAUCUAUCAGUUCGAACAAGCACCCGUGCAUGUCCUGAUGAAAGUAGAAACCCACAAUCAUCCGACGGCCAUUGCGCCGUUUGCAGGCGCCGCAACCGGUUCGGGCGGUGAGAUCAGAGAUGAAGGUGCCGUAGGUCGAGGCUCAAAACCCAAGGCGGGUUUGAGUGGCUUCACAACUUCGCACCUGAAGAUUCCGGGGCUUGCGCAACCCUGGGAAUUGGAGACGUCUAAACCAGUCCAGAUUGCUGAUCCACUGCACAUUAUGCUCGACGGGCCCAUCGGCGCUGCAAGUUUUAACAAUGAGUUCGGGCGCCCGGCAAUCAACGGCUAUUUCCGCACCUUUGAGAUGCAGUUAGGUCAGGAUGUGCGCGGCUAUCACAAGCCGGUCAUGAUUGCCGGAGGUGUGGGCAGCGUCCGCGAGGAGCAUGUGCAUGCGCAGGAUUUUCCUGUGGGUACGGCUCUGAUUGUGCUGGGCGGACCGGCCAUGCUGAUUGGCCUGGGUGGCAGUGCCGCGUCCAGCGUUGCCUCGGGAAGCAGCGCACAAGACCUGGAUUUUGCUUCUGUGCAACGGGGCAAUCCUGAAAUGGAAAGACGUUGUCAGGAAGUGAUUGAUGCCUGUUGUGGGUUGGGGGAUGACAAUCCAAUACGGCUGAUCCAUGACGUGGGUGCCGGCGGCUUGUCCAACGCAUUGCCGGAGCUGAUUCACGAUGCUCACGCUGGUGGGCACUUUCAACUGCGGGCGAUAAACAGCGCUGAUUCGGGCAUGUCUCCACUAGAGCUCUGGUGUAAUGAGGCUCAGGAAAGGUAUGUGCUUGGGAUUGAUGCUGCCGCCCUUGCUCACUUUGAAGCGCUCUGUAAAAGAGAGCGUUGCCCCUAUGCAGUGGUCGGGCAUUCAACAGAUGAUGGUCAGCUCGAAGUCUUUGAUCAGCAGUUUGACAAUUAUCCCAUCAAGCUGCCGUUAGAAACUCUGUUAGGCAAACCGCCAAAAAUGUCACGCGAGUUUGUCAGAGAAAAGAUUAUUCAGCCUCAGCUCGACCUUUCUGCGGUUGAAGUCACUGAGGCCUUGAGUCGGGUAUUGCAGUUUCCGGCCGUUGCCAGCAAACAGUUCCUUAUCACGAUUGGCGACCGUUCUAUCACCGGUCUGGUUGCCUGUCAGCAGAUGGUAGGGCCCUGGCAGGUGCCGGUGGCUGAUGCAGCCGUCACCAUGCGUGGAUAUACCAGCCUGCGGGGUGAAGCCUUUGCCAUGGGUGAGCGCAGUCCGCUUGCGUUGAUUGAUCCGGCAGCCGCGGCCCGUAUGGCCGUUGCGGAGUCGCUUACCAAUAUUGUAAGUGCCGACCUGGAAGAGGUGGAGCGUGUGGUGUUGUCAGCAAACUGGAUGGCGGCGACCGGUUCUAAUCUGGAAGAGCAGAGUUUGUUUGAUUCUGUGGUCGCAGUUGGAGAACAGUUCUGCCCGAGCCUGGGAAUAGCCAUACCGGUGGGCAAAGACUCGUUAUCGAUGCAGACGCGCUGGCAGGAUAACGGUGAGGCGAAGGCAGUGGUGUCGCCGGUAACGUUAAUUGUGUCUGCGUUUGCACCGGUGGCGGACGUUACAAAAACGUCGCUGCCUGUGCUGCAGCCGGAGCUUGAUCAUGAGUUGCUGCUCCUGCAUUUAGGGGGUGAGGCAUUGGGCGGUAGCGUGCUCGCGCAAGUCUACAAGCAGCUGGGUGACAAUGCGCCCGACGUUGAUGAUGCUGACAUGUUCCGGAAAAUGCUGGACUUUGUGCUGCAGUCCCGUCGAGCAGGACAGAUCAUUGCUCAGCACGAUAGAUCUGAUGGCGGGUUGAUUGUCACGUUGCUCGAAAUGGCAUUUGCAGGGCGUUGCGGUUUGCAGAUCACUCUGCCGGAAGAGACCGAUACGUUGGCGGCCUUGUUCAAUGAAGAGGUAGGCAUAGUUGUGCAGGUUGCCCGUUCGAACGUCGACGACUUUGUUGUCGCUGCACCUUGUCAUGUUUUGCGGCUGGGCUGCGCCACGCGCGCAGAACAGAUCAUAGUUUCGCAAGGUGCGCAGCGCAUUAUUGCCAGUUCCCGCGCAGAGCUGGAGCAAGUCUGGACAAAAACCAGCCAUGCGAUGGCGCGUCUACGCGAUAACGAAGCCUGUGCUGACGAAGAAUAUGAGGGGCUGCAGGACUCUGCUGAGAAAACCCCCGGGCUGCACGCGCAAACUACGUUUGUGGUGGAUGAAGACAUCUGCGCGCCUUUUAUAUCCGCAGCAAAACCUAAGAUCGCUAUUCUUCGGGAGCAGGGGGUAAAUGGCCAGAUCGAAAUGGCAGCAGCGUUUACCGCAGCGGGCUUUGAGUGUGUGGAUGUACAUAUGAGCGAUCUCAUAGAAGGGCGCCAACACCUGAAUAACUUUACCUCUGUGGUUGCCUGUGGCGGCUUUUCUUACGGCGAUGUGCUGGGUGGUGGCGGUGGUUGGGCAAAAAGUAUUCUGUUCAAUGAGCCCGUUCGUCGCCAGUUUGAAGAUUUUUUCAAAGCAGAUCGUCUGGUGCUGGGUGUCUGCAAUGGGUGCCAGAUGCUCAGUGGUUUACACGAACUGAUUCCCGGUGCGCAGCACUGGCCGCGGUUUGUAGCAAACCGGUCCGAGCAGUUUGAAGCGCGCAUGGUCAUGACCCGUAUAGAGAACAACAGCUCUCCCUGGCUGUCUUCGAUGGCUGGCAGUAUUUUCCCUGUGGCUGUAGCGCACGGGGAAGGGCGUGCAGAGUUUCGCCAGCAGAGCGAUCUUUCGGUUUUACAGCAGGCGAAUCAGAUCGCCAUGAGCUACGUGGAUGGCACCGGUGAAACAACUAUGGUGUAUCCGCACAACCCGAAUGGUGCGCCUGGAGGGCUGGCUGGAGUUACUGCCAAUAACGGCAAGGUCCUGAUUGCCAUGCCUCAUCCGGAACGUGUUUAUCUCAGCCGGCAGAAUGUCUGGCAGGAUAAGCGCUGGGGCGAAUAUGGCCCGUGGAUGCGCUUGUUUCGCAAUGCCAGGGUGUCGUUGGGUUGA
Symbiodinium necroappetens is the source of this 6885-nucleotide messenger RNA. NCBI's taxonomy places the organism in Eukaryota, Dinophyceae, Suessiales, Symbiodiniaceae. The record is from the annotation of a GenBank genome assembly.